AAUAAUAAUAAUAAUAAUAAUAAUAAUGAUAAAAUAACAAUAAUGAAAGAAAAGCCCAUUUCAUCCAUCUCAACAUCACCAAGAUCUCCCGUAUCUUCUGUUGUAUCUACCCUACCGAAUGAUAACAACAAUGAUAAUAAUAAUAAUAAUAAUAAUAAUAAUAAUAACGAGGAGGAGAAGAAGAAUGGCCAUCAUCAUCAUCAUAUUAACAAGAUCCAUCAUUCCACAUCUAUACAAGAAAAAGAAAAAGAAAGAGAAAAAGAAGAAGAGUCCAACGCGAUGGCUAUCACCGCCUCUCAACUCACCGCAGCUCUCACCGUAGUGGCUGCAGAUGCCGCCUCUCGUGUGUGUGAUGUGAUGCGGAGACUCUGGUCCACUUUCUUUACACACAUGCAAAUAAAAAUAAAAGAUCUUUUCAUUCGAAUGGAUGCGGCAUUUGAGGGAUUUGAGGCCAAUCCGUGUGCAUCGACAUUAGCGGAUUUUCUCACUAUUCAACAAACACUGCGGCCCAUGUUGGGGGAGUGGUUUACACAUUUAUCCGCUCAUCCUUCCUAUACAAGUGACUCUCCAGAAAGAAGAAGAAGUAAUAGUAAUAGUAAUAAUAAUAAUAAUAAUAAUAAUAAUAGUAAUAGUGGUGUUUGGUUACCGCCUGGUAAUCCAUUAGAGGAUGAAAUGGCAUUAGUGCAGCAUCUCUCACUUUGUAUUGCGGAGGCCACUUCUCCCUUACUGGCCCUCGCCCUCCGCAGAGCCCAAAUCAUCAAUAAUAAUAAUAAUAAUAAUAAUAAUAAUAAUAAUAAUGAGAAAAAGAAAAAAAAGAUAAUAAUGGGUGAUCAUAGAAUAUGUAGAGAAGAAGAAUAUUGUAAUGUAGAUGGAAUAAACACUAUAAUGACUGUAGACACUCCACAAAGGCAAACAACACCCACAGUCAUCACAGAAGUUAAGUAUGAAUCUAAUCAUCAUCAUUCAGUGACUUCUAAUGAGGAGGAGGAGGAGGAGAAUGUAUAUAGAGAGAAUAGUCAUUCGAGUGAGAGUACUAGUAGUGAACCAUCCGUCUUGAGUUGUACAGCUAUACAAGAAGAAAGAGAAAGAGAAGAAGAAGAAAAAGAAAAAGAGGAAGAUUCUAUGGAAUGUAUACAAGAGAGAGUAAGAAGGUUGUAUCAACAAAAACAACAACAACAAUCACAACAACAGCAGAGAUCAUCUCUUAUUCCUCAUAUGAUAGAAACACAAUAUAGACGACGAUAUGCAAAUGAUAGCUCACAAGUGGAGUCAGCCCUUUACAUGGAUUUCAAUCUCAAUAAUAAUCACUAUAAUAAUAAUAAUAAUAAUAAUAAUAAUAAUAAUAAUAAUGAUAAUAAUAAGGGGAUUUCUACUGUAUAUAGUAAUAGACGAAUAUCGAGUCGCAGUAAUUCCUCAUCCCGUACCAUACCAGUUCCAGUUUCUUAUCAUUAUCCUCGCAGCUCUACACCUCGGGCCUCUGCUGUGGAAAAUAAACAAGUCCGUAUAUACAUAUCCCCUAAAGAAAGAGAAAGAGAAGAAAAGGAAGAAAAAGAAGAAAAUCCAACUGUGGUAUCGGAUCCAUUCUUACGAUUACGACAAUUACGUAUGCAGGAGGAGAAGUUAUCACGAUUGCUAAUAAACACUGCAACCCAACGGCAUGAACAUGGAAGUGAGGCGAAAUACUAUGCAAUGAAUAAACGAAUGGCGAGAAUUAAAAGUGAAGUCCUGCGAACAGAGCGGGAGGUGCGGGAACUGCAGAGAAUAGAAGAAGAAAGAGAAGCCCUACGGAGGGAACGGGCAUUGCGGGAGGCACAACGACAACGAAAAUAA
Molecule: messenger RNA, 1830 nt
Organism: Trypanosoma theileri
Lineage: Eukaryota; Euglenozoa; Kinetoplastea; Trypanosomatida; Trypanosomatidae
Exons: 1
Source: RefSeq, a predicted model, not a curated record